AUGAAUUACAGAACAAUUAAGUAAUUGACUAUUAUGCCAAGAUUUUAUCAUCAAUAAGAGAUAUUAAAGCCAUCAAAGAAAUUUACACUUAAGCCUAAACCUUAUUGUGAAACAUUACAUUUUUAGAGAGAAGUAAAUAUUAUUUAGAAUGUAUUUAAAGAGAAAUAAAAGUAGACUAGAAUGGUUAUUUGGAACAAUUUUUGCAUUAUUCUAUUUUAUGAAUAUCCAUGGAAAAGAAUUUAUUUAUUUUCCAUGGUUUUAGCCAUCAAAACCAGAAUAAUUGUGA
This is a messenger RNA of Paramecium pentaurelia, 286 nucleotides long. Lineage: Eukaryota; Ciliophora; Oligohymenophorea; Peniculida; Parameciidae. The record is from the annotation of a GenBank genome assembly.